AUGUCGGGUAAUUCUGAAAGUAAUCAGAAAAAUAAAAAAAGGCAAUCUGAAGAACUUCGUAAUGCCAGCGUACAAUAUACACAAGGCAACAAAAAAGUUAAAUAUUCUGAUUAUUUGAAACCAUUUGAAUAUUGUGAGACAGCACCUGUUCGUGAUGUUGAACAUU
This is a messenger RNA of Racocetra fulgida, 166 nucleotides long. NCBI's taxonomy places the organism in Eukaryota, Fungi, Glomeromycota, Glomeromycetes, Diversisporales, Gigasporaceae. The record is from the annotation of a GenBank genome assembly.